This is a messenger RNA of Nyctereutes procyonoides (raccoon dog), 9268 nucleotides long. It is a transcript of the gene GANC, whose product is annotated as glucosidase alpha, neutral C. Gene Ontology annotation, molecular function: alpha-1,4-glucosidase activity; carbohydrate binding. The transcript has 25 exons. Gene Ontology annotation, biological process: N-glycan processing; carbohydrate metabolic process. NCBI's taxonomy places the organism in Eukaryota, Metazoa, Chordata, Mammalia, Carnivora, Canidae. Bases 347 to 3091 code for a protein of 914 amino acids. The record is from RefSeq and is a predicted model, not a curated record.
ACGGCGCUAGCGUCCUAUCGUGGUAACCCGGUCACCUUGGAGCGUUAGGAUGUUCACCGACAGCCACCUGCGCUUCGGUCGGCUCUGCCGUCGCCCGGCCCUUAAAGGGUCAGGGGACCAAGCACGCUCCCAGUGUAGCGUUUGGCUCUCUCCUCUCGUUCGCCCCAGCCUCUCAUCCCUUCUAAGUCAAAGUCAAACGCUGGGGCCAGAAGUCUGGGGAAGCCGUAAGUCCCCCUGUUUGGCGUGCAGUCGGACUUGACAGUGGUGAAGUGCUGGUUGUAAUUGAGCAAGACGGCCCUUGGCCUUGGCCUGAGAGCUGAAAGCCAAUCAGAUUGACGAGGAAGCCAUGGAAGCUGCUGAGAAAAAGGAAAUCAGUGUUGAAGAUGAAGCUGUGGAUAAAAACAUUUUCAAAGACUGCAGCAAGAUUGCUUUCUACAGGCGUCAGAAACAUCAGCUCUCCAGGAGAUCCACCUAUCAGGCAUUACUAGACUCAGUCACAACUGGCAAAGACAGCACCAAGUUCCACAUCAUCAAUGAAACAACCAAGGUUCCUCUACUGGCCGAAGUUUAUGGUAUAGAGGGAAAUAUUUUCAGGCUUAAAAUAAAUGAAGAAACUCCCCUGAAACCCAGGUAUGAAGUUCCUGAUGUCCUCACAAUCAAGCCCAGCACUGUAAGGCUGAUUUCAUGCUCAAGGGAUGCAGGUAGUCUGGUAUUGGCAGAUGGAAAAGGAGAUCUGAAGUGUCGUAUCACAGCAAACCCAUUCAAGAUAGAUUUGGUGUCUGAAGAAGAGAUUGUGAUGAGCAUAAACUCCCUGGACCAAUUGUACUUUGAGCACCUGCAGAUUCCUCUCAAGCAAAGAUCUACCAAAGAAAAUAAGGAGGACACAUCAGUUGAUGCUUCUCAGGAAGACCAAGAGGAUCUAGGCCUGUGGGAGGAGAAAUUUGGAAAAUUUGUGGAUGUCAAAGUUAAUGGUCCUGCCUCCAUUGGUUUGGAUUUCUCCUUGCAUGGAUUUGAGCAUCUCUACGGGAUCCCACAACAUGCAGAAUCACACCAACUUAAAAAUACUAGUGAUGGCGAUGCUUACCGUCUUUAUAACCUGGAUGUCUAUGGAUAUAAAAUACAUGACAAAAUGGGCAUUUAUGGUUCAGUGCCUUAUCUUCUGGCCCACAAGCUAGGCAGGACUCUAGGCAUUUUUUGGCUUAAUGCCUCUGAAACACUAGUGGAGAUCAAUACAGAACCUGCAGUGAAGUACACACUGACCCAGAUGGGCCCUGUUGCAGCUAAACAAAAGAUUAGAUGUCGAACUGAUGUGCACUGGAUGUCAGAGAGUGGAAUCAUUGAUGUUUUUCUGCUAACAGGACCUACGCCUUCUGACAUCUUCAAGCAGUACUCAUACCUUACAGGCACACAAGCCAUGCCCCCUCUCUUCUCCUUGGGGUACCAUCAGUGCCGCUGGAACUAUGAGGAUGAGCAGGAUGUAAAAGCAGUGGAUGCAGGAUUUGAUGAACAUGACAUUCCUUAUGAUGUCAUGUGGCUGGACAUAGAGCAUACCGAGGGCAAAAGGUACUUCACUUGGGACAAGAAAAGAUUCCCAAAUCCCAAAAGGAUGCAAGAGCUGCUCAGAAGCAAAAAACGUAAGCUUGUGGUCAUCAGUGAUCCCCACAUCAAGAUUGAUCCUGACUACUCAGUGUAUGCUAAGGCCAAAGAACAGGGCUUCUUUGUGAGGAAUCAUGAAGGAGGAGACUUUGAAGGGGUAUGCUGGCCUGGUCUCUCCUCUUAUCUGGAUUUCACCAAUCCCAAGGUCAGAGAGUGGUAUUCAGGUCUUUUCACUUUCUCUGCUUACCAGGGAUCUACUGACAUCCUCUACAUAUGGAAUGACAUGAAUGAGCCUUCUGUCUUUAGAGGGCCAGAGCUAACCAUGCAGAAGAAUGCUGUUCAUCAUGGCAAUUGGGAGCACAGGGAACUUCACAACAUCUAUGGUUUUUAUCAGCACAUGGCUACUGCAGAAGGACUAAUACAACGAUCUGAGGGGAAGGAGAGACCCUUUGUUCUUACUCGUUCUUUCUUUGCUGGAUCACAAAAGUAUGGUGCUGUGUGGACGGGCGACAACACAGCAGAAUGGAGCUACCUGAAAAUUUCUAUCCCUAUGUUACUCACCCUCAGCAUUACUGGGAUCACUUUUUGUGGAGCUGAUGUAGGCGGCUUCAUUGGGAAUCCAGAGGCUGAGCUGCUAGUGCGAUGGUACCAGGCUGGAGCCUACCAGCCCUUCUUCCGUGGCCAUGCUACCAUGAAGACCAAGCGGCGAGAACCCUGGCUCUUUGGGGAGGAGUACACUCAGCUCAUCCGGGAAGCCAUCAGGCAGCGCUAUGCCCUCCUGCCCUAUUGGUAUUUUCUCUUCUACUGCGCACAUGUGGCUGCUGAACCAGUCAUGAGGCCUCUGUGGAUAGAGUUCCCAGAGGAAUUAGACACUUUUGGUGUAGAAGAUGAAUACAUGCUGGGAAGCGCUUUAUUGGUUCAUCCAGUCACAGAACCAAAAGCCACCACGGUUGAUGUGUUCCUGCCAGGAUCAAAUGAGGUCUGGUAUGACUCUAAAACAUUUGCUCAUUGGGAAGGAGCAUGUACUGUGAAGAUCCCGGUAGCCUUAGACACUAUACCGGUAUUUCAGCGAGGUGGAAGUAUAGUACCAAUAAAGACAACUAUAGGAAAAUCCACAGGCUACAUGUCUGAUUCCCCAUAUGGACUCCGGGUGGCCCUAAGCACUAAGGGUUCUGCCAUGGGUGAAUUCUACCUUGACGAUGGCCAUUCAUUCCAAUAUCUCCACCAGAAGCAAUUCUUGCACAGGAAGUUUUCAUUCUUGGCAGGUGUUUUGAUCAACAGUUGUGCUGACAAAAGAGGUCAUUAUCCUAGCAAGUGUGUGGUGGAGCAGAUCUUUGUCCAAGGCCUCAAGAAGCAGCCAUCUUCUGUGACCACCCAUUCAUCUGAUGGUAAAGAGGAGCCUGUGGCUUUUACAUAUUGUGCCAAAAUGUCUACCCUGAGGCUAGAGAAGCUCUCACUGAACAUCGGCACUGACUGGGAAGUCCACAUCAGAUGACAGUGAAGUGCACCCGUUGAUGAGCACAGGAAGCAGCCUGCACCUUUUACCCUUUCCCUUGACCUUUACUGUUAUUUGUGCUGCAUGCUAAUUGACUUCUCUGGCUACAAAUGAUCUUUCAUUAGUUACCAGUGUACUAAUGAGAAUAGAUCUCAGGUUUUAUAAAUUUUUUAAAUAUUUAUUUAUUCAUGAGAGACGUACACACAGAGAGAGAGAGAGAGAGAGAGGCAGAGACAUAGGCAGAGGGAGAAGCAGGCUCCAUGCAGCAAGUCCUGGGCCAAAGGCAGGCACUAAACCAUGAGCCACCCAGGGAUUCCCCUGGGUUUUACAUUUUUAGAGGUACUAGUAAUACUCUUUGUGUCAAAUACUACUUCUUUCCUAGAUGCAAGUAGCCCCAAGACAUUUAUAGAGUUCAUUGAUCUGCUGCUGCUUCUUGGACCAUGGCGCUGUGGUACACACUGUGGCCCAAUGAGUAGCUUAUCUUUGAGCAUAACUGGAUGGGUUUAUUUGUUGUUCUUUUUUUUUUCUUUAAGUGAACUCUGCCCCCAAUGUGAGGCUCAAACUCACAACCUUGAGAUCAAGAGUCGUAUGCUUUACCAACUGAGCCUGCCAGGCACCUCUGGAUGAGUCUGUUACAUGUGAGAUGUGGGCCAAACCCACCUUGUGUGGCCCAUUUGUGGAAGCUUGCCUCAGGCCAAGCGGCAGAGUCAGGCUGACUAUAGCUGCUGAAUUGCUUAAGGCCUAUCUCCAAUAGACAGCAACCUUUGGUACCCCCCCCACCCCCAGUUAUCUUUCACUCACUUAGAUGUGGGUAAAACAACCCUUUUCUGUUUGCACUGCAUACACUGCAGCGAUAGGAAGUUAAUAUCCCCUAAAGACUGACUUAGAAGCACAAAGGAUUCUUUUCCCUGUCAUGCUCUUUGGGCUUCACAGUUCCUAAUUAAUCUCCUUAAAAUUACAAUUUAUCUUAAUUAUUUUCAUUAAAUACUGUUUACUAAUCACAGAAUAUUUGUAACAUAAGUAAGCUAUAGCUUAUAGUUAAUAAUUAAAUGAAUACCCAUAUACCCAAUACCAAACUUCAGAAAUAGAACAGAAGGCUGGGAUAAGCGGAUCCCUGGAUGGCUCAGUGGUUUAGUGCCUGCCUUUGGCCCAGGGCAUGGUCCUGGAGUCCCAGGAUCAAAUCCCACAUCGGGGUCCCUGCAUGGAGCCUGCUUCUCUCUCUGCCUGUGUCUUUGCCUCUCUCUCUGUGUGUGUUUCUCAUGAAUAAAUAAAUAAAAUCUUUAAAAAAAAAAAAAAAAGGCUGGGAAAAGGGUAAGUGAGGUACUUGCCUUGGGCAAAAAGUUUAAGGGGGUACGGAAAAAAUGCAAUCAUCAAAAUGAAUAAUAUUUUAAUAUGGUAUUUUUUAAUCAAAAUUAAUGCAAAAAAUAAUUCCUGAAGAACAAAAUAUCAACAUUUUAUUUUUUUAAGAUCUUAUUUAUUGGGAUCCCUGGGUGACACAGUGGUUGGGCGCCUGCCUUUGGCCCAGGGCGCGAUCCUGGAGACCCGGGAUCGAAUUCCACGUCAGGGUCCCAGUGCAUGGAGCCUGCUUCUCCCUCUGCCUGUGUCUCUGCCUCUGUGUGUGUGUGUGUGUGUGUGUGUGACUAUCAUAAAUUUAAAAAAAAGAUCUUAUUUAUUUAUUCAUGAGAGACACAGAGAGAGAGAGAGAGAGAGAGGUAGAGAGGUAGAGACACAGGCUGAGGGAGGAGCAGGCUCCAUGCAGGGAGCCCGACACGGAACUCGAUCCUGGGUCUCCAGGAUCAUGCCGGGCUGAAGGCUGCGCUAAACCGCUGAGCCACUGGGGCUGCCCAAAAUAUCAACAUUUUAAAUAAAGACAUGAUCAGUAUUACUGAGUUUUCCUUUUCCCUCAGGCUCCGGUAUGGUUUGGGCAUGGUCUAGAACAUUACACCACACCAGUUCCUUAGAAUGCUUGCUGCUCUGGAGCUGCCUGUGACUCCCUGCUGCCUGCCACCGCUGCUGUGAGGCAGCCUCAUGUCCUCAGCACUCCUAAACCAAUGCACAUUUCCAUGUUUCCUUCCCUAAGCAACUUGCCAACUGCCACCUCUGUGCCUUCUGUUCCCUGGGCCCCAUAUCUACUGCCUUCCCCCAUCUGUGGAGAUCUUACCAUCCAUUCAGGCCCCAGUCAAAUGCCCCUUUUCCAUUAAGCGUUUCUAGCUAGCCCAACACCCCCAUGCCAGUGCACCCAUGAGCAGUGAUUUUGCCCAUUUCUGAAAUGUUGUUCUAGUGUGUUCUACUUAGCAUUCUCAGGGAUAGUCCCUUAGUAUUUCAAUCCUGUCUGUCUUGUCCCCCAGCUAGAUUGUAUGUUCCUUAAGAGCCUGUUAUAUUUGUCUUCUGUCUGCCAGAGCAGCAUUACACUUAGCUUUCAGUAACUAUUGGCUACAAGUGGUUAACUGAUGGAUUUGAUUGAUUAAAAAAUGAGAAUUGCAUAUAUUAGUUUCGGAUUUACUUUAUUUAUUUAUUUAUUUAUUUAUUUAUUUAUUUAUUUAUUUAUUUAAAGAUUUUAUUUAUUUAUUCAUGAGAGACACUGAGAGAGAGAGGCAGAGGCACAGGCAUAGGGAGAAACAGGCUUCAUGCAGGAAGCCCGAUGUGGGACUCGAUCCCAGGUCUCCAGGAUCAUACCCUGGGCUAAAGGUGGCACUAAACCACUGAGCCACCUGAGCUGCCCUGGAUUUACUUUUUUAAAAAAAGAUUUGUUUAUUUAUUUAUUCAUGAGAGAUACAGACAGAGAGAGAGGCCGAGACACAAGCAGAGGAAGAAACAGGCUCCUUGCAGGGAGUCCGAUGCGGGACUUAAUCCCGGAUUCCUGGAGCCACCCAAGUGUCCCAGAUUUACUUUUUUUUGACAACACUCUUCCCUCUAGAUGCAGUAGACAUUGUACAUUUCCUUGUGGACAUGUUUCAUUAUAUCAAUUAAGGUUUGAGCUUUGUACCGUAUAUAAGCUGACACAGACAUUUGCAGAUUCUUUGCUAACUCUGUAAGUUUUACAAAUGAGGAGAAAGGAAGAAGCUGGCGUUAACUGAAGCAGUAUUUCCCAGCUUCAAACUUCCCUUUAGCAACCUACAGUAAGAACCUGAAAACAGGGUGCUUUUACCUAAUAUAAAUGAUUGUUUUUACUAGCAUUUAAAGUUGAAUAAUUAAGACCUAUCUUUAACAUUUGUUGCGUUUAUUCUUCCAUGUAAAAUAUUUUUGAAGGAAGAAAUGAAAUAUGAACUACUUGAGUAAAUUAGGAGUACAUUGCUCUACCUUGACCCAGAAUGAUACUGAAACAUUCACCUGGAGACAUUGAGUAGAGAGAAAUACAGUCUGGGUGUUAAUUGUUCUCUGCCCUUUACUGCUUCUCACACAUUACUCACCUCCUGUUUCUGCAGCUGUGCACCAGAGCACUAUGUGAGGGUGAGUUGGCCUGCAGGUGUUCAGUUACCAUGUGGCUAACUUUUGACAUGUUUACUCAGGAAACUGGAUUUCAUGUAAGAAUUAGAACGAUCUCCACAGAGAUUGAAACAAAGCUCUCAAAUGCAUAAUGUGUCUACUUAAGGCUUAAAUGCCAAGAAAUGAAAGUUGACAAAUUAGUCUAAAUCAGAAACUGCCCAAUAGAAAAACAGGAAGAGGUAAUUUAUAAAAGAAAGUAAAACAGACAAAACAAGCAUGAAGGGUGCUCAGCCUCAUUAAUAAUCAAAGAAAUGAUUUUUUUUUUCACCCAACUAGCCAAGAUGAAAAAGAGUAAAGGUGUCCAGUACCUGUGUUGGUGUGGGGAAUAGGCAUACUCAUGCAUCAUUGGUGGAAUUAUAAAUAAGUACAAUCUUUCAGGAUGAGUAUCUGGCAAUGGUAUCAAAACUUUAAAUUUGCAUUCUCUAAUUCAUCAAUUCCACUUCAGAUAAAUCAGAUAAAUUGUUCAGUGCUACUAAUUUCAGUGUGAUUUACACUAGGAGUAAGCUGUAUUCUUUAAUGGGACUGGUUAAAUAUAGCCCUUUCAUACAACAGAAUACUAUGCAAGUAUUGACCUAUAGGACUAACUAUGUUCUGGGCACAGCUCACUUCAGAACAGGUGAACUCCCAUGUGUCAACAUGACCAAGGCCAAUCCCAGAUCAUGCCAUUCUCUUAAAGGCUCUCUAGAGGAGAAAGCUCAGAUUGUCACCAAGAGUUUGUCUUAAAGUUGUGCUGAGCCUUGUAUCCUGAUUAACAAAAACUAGUGAACCUGGGCGCACCUGGGUGGCUCAGAUGGUUAACCAUCUGCCUUCAGCUCAGGUCAUGAUCUCAGGGUCCUGAUUUCCAGGUCCUGGGAUCAUCCCUGCAUCAGGCUCCCUGCUCAGUGGGGAGUUUACUUCUCCUUCUGCUCUGUUUCUCCCCUCUGCUCAUGUUCUCUCUCUCUCUCUCUCUCUCUCUCUCUCUCUCUCUCUCUCUCUCUUUUUCUCUGUAAUGAAUAAAUAAAAAUCUUUAAAAAAAAUAAAACAGUGCAUCUGUUCACCAUAGCCACAGAGAAGACUGCAUUUCUCUGUGUUCUGGAGUUUGUUCUGUGUGCAGGAUUCUUCUACUUUUUCACAUCUCUUUCAGUAUCAGGGUAUCAUAAUGAUAGCAGAAACACAGUCAAAAAAAGCUUAAUGGUUUUUCACCCGUAACUGACCAUCCUACCUCAGAGCUUUCUGGGAAAUGGAAUGCCUAUGACAAUAUCAAACUUCCCACUCUGCUUUUAAGAUUUCCACCUACCAAACCUUCUGAAUGCCUUGUGUAAAUUCCAGGGGCAGCACCCAAGACAAAUAACUUCGCAGCUAAGGGCAUAGAAAGCCAACAGUAACUACACUGGAAAUAGAUUAGCAUAUUAACCACAGACAAUGGAGGCCAUAUAACUAGCAUUCUAGGAGAAAUAAAGGAUGGCAUUUGAUAUCAAAUCUGCCUGUCUUAUGACCAGCAUUGCAAAAGACUGUGCGGUGCCAUAGAAAGGCCAGCCAGAAUUUGACAGCUGCUUCUUGACAGUUGUUUCCAGCAGGCUGUGGUAUUAGAUUCUUCCCCAGUCAGAGCUAAGGAAAGGGGAGCCCUCACUAUUUAUAUGCAAGGAUCCAGCAAUCUUAUGUCUAGCUCACAUUACUGGAGUCAUCGUUAUGCAUUUAGUAUCUCCCUGGAAAUCAGAAAACCUGGGGUCUAGUUUGGUUCUGCACAAACUGACUGAGGGAUCUUGGCCAUGUCAUUUAAUCUCUCCAGGCCUUGGUUUUCUCAUUUGUUAGAUAAUUUCUAAGAUUUUGUGAGCUUUCCAUGACCUCUCUGUAAAAUUAUAGCAGAUAUCUCAAGUUUCCUCAUGUAAAAUAGGAUUAAUCAAACCCACAAGGUGAUAAUACAGAUUUAAGCUAUUCUAUGUGGAAGUGCCUGGGUGGCUCAGUCAAUUAAGUGUCCAACUCUUGAUCUCAGUUCAGUUCUUGAUCUCUGGGUCAUGAGUUCAAGUGUCCAGUGUGGAGCCUACUGAAGAAAAAAAAAAAUAGAGGACACCUAGGUGGCUCAGUAGUUGAGUGUCUGCCUUUGGCUCAGGACAUGAUCCCAGAGUUCUGGGAUCGAGUCCCACGUUGGGCUCCCUGCAUGGAGCCUGCUUCUCCCUCUGCCUGAGUCUCUGCCUCUCUCUCUCUGUGUGUGUCUCUCAUGAAUAAAUAAAUAAAAUAUUUUAAAAAAUAAAAGAAAAAACACGUAUCCUAGUGAGUAAGGGACAGAUGGGGCUAGGUAGGGAGAGAUAGGUAGGGGGCUACAUGACUAGGCUCAUGCAGGGGUUAUGUGUUCAGACUCACAGAAAUCCCAGGUGUGGGAAAUGCUAAGGCAUACAAAACCAGAGAUAAGAGAAUAUAAUGAGACAAUGAGACUACCUUUUCAGAGACAAGAUAUCUCUCUAAGAGCUACAGCUGGACCACUGAAAAUUAUCAAACUUCAAAGUAAAGGUAAACGUAGUGCUCUCAGAUUUAAGUCCUCUAGUCAGUUCUCAAUAAAAGACUGCCAGCGAAAGCCACAGUGGCAAUGCAUUCAGGACCCCUCUCACUCUAUAGAGCUUUUUUCUUUCCUUUCUGUUUUCACCUUCACUUAAUAAACUCACUUCACUUGACCCUUUUGUGUCCAUGAGAUUCGUUCUUCAACUCUGUGAGACA